This is a messenger RNA of Eimeria tenella, 2208 nucleotides long. RefSeq lists its product as uncharacterized. Lineage: Eukaryota; Apicomplexa; Conoidasida; Eucoccidiorida; Eimeriidae. The transcript is spliced from 8 exons. Bases 1 to 2208 code for a protein of 735 amino acids. The record is from RefSeq and is a predicted model, not a curated record.
AUGCCGGGCUCCUCCAAAAGCAUGUCUUUCAGCGACUUCGCCCCAGUGAGCUCGCUGGACUCUGUGCAGGAGAGCGAAGGCUCGAGCUCGAAGAGCAAGGGCCGCGAAGUUGCACAGGCCAUGCUGGCGGAAGUGGAAGAGCACCUCAAGGAAUUCGACAGAGACCUGCAGGCCCUCCACAGCAAAGCUCAUGCUUACCAAGGAAGCUGGCCGGACAUUCCCCUGGGGAGUGCCGAAAUCAGUUCCCCGGUUUCUCACGAAACCUGCAUGGGAGCAACACGCAGCAGACUUUCUUGGGAGCUUCGAGACUCCCUCACCCGGCGAAUUCCGAGCUCGGUGUCUCAGUCCUGUCCAGAAGAGACGCCAGAGGCAACAAUUUCCUUUCUGACACUUAUUCGGAACAUAUACAGAAUUGUCUCCACUGAAAUCGCUCCAAAGAUGCAAGUACUCAUCAAAGAGGUCACACAGCUCCGCAAAAACAAUGAACUUUUGUCUGAAAGGGUGGAGCAGCAACGGCAACGCCACAAUGAACAGAUGGAGGAAUUUGAAGACUUGCAGCUCGAGCUCCGAGCCAAAGACGCUCAACUGCGCGAACAAAGGCGCGUUUCGAAGAGCUUGGACAUAUAUCAAGGAGAAAAUGAGAUGCUGAAGGUAAAGCUGAAUAACUUGCUAGUUCGCGUGGGGAAAAUGGAAGGGAGCAGCGUAACUCAGUCAGCAGUUCGUGAAACGCAAGAUAAGCCGGACAUGCCGUUCAAGAGAGCCUCAAGCAACGAGUGGCUUCGGCAGGAAAAUGAAGACUUGCAGAGAGAGGUAAACCGCUUGCGCAGUGAUGCCUCUGAGAAGGAAGCAAUGAUAAGUCAAUUGAAGAAAGCCAUCAAGAACUUCACUGCAAACGACAGCCCCCGAUCGCCGGUGCAGCGGAAACUCUCAGUAGCGCCGCGCCGCCCGGAGUCCAUUCAUAGUCCAGUGGCAGCUUCCAGCCGGUCCUCUCCCGAAGCCAUGCCACUGGAUGCCCAAAUAGGGGCAGCUCUAGCAAUGGAAACGCCUCGAGGACGCAUGCGCAGCAGCAUUUUCGGCAAGCUUUCCCCGUUUUCCAUGUCGACGAGAGCGCCGUCAGUCACCACGCUCGCGCAGGACUUGGGAAUGAAACUGCCGUCCACUGCCGCCAACACUUCACAGGAACAGCCCACGCCUGUGCCUUCAGCCCGGCGCAGCAGCUUGCGAGGCUCUUUGUCGCCUCCGACGAAGAGCGCGCCGGAGCCAACGGCAGAGUCGGGGGCGAGAGUAGCGGGCAGCAAGGAAGACGCAGCAAACCUUGUCGAUGGCCUCCCUCAGUGGCUGCAAGCCAAGUCAGAGGCAAUGGAAAGGGCUUUGUUUGAGCUGGAGGAAAUCCGAAUACUCAGGAUCAAGGAGGAGAGCCAGUGGCAGUCGAAAAUGGCCCACGGGAACCAGCUGCUCAUGCUGGCCGAAGAGAAGCUGAGUGCGUUGACUGCAGAAGUUGAAGAUUCAUUUAAAGGCCGCCGCCAACUGCUGGGUGAACGACUACAGACACUGGGCGAGAUGAGCAGCGUCAGAAAACAGCUGGAGGCGGUCCAGAGGGAAGCUGCGGAGCUCAAGGGGGCCUUAGAAGGGUCUCAAAGAAAAGCAGAACAGGCACAGAAAGAUGCUCGUGACACGGUGCUUCGGCUCACGGAGUCCAUCAACUCUGCAGAGGACCAAAUAGCAAUGCUGCAGGAGCGGAACACGAUUUUUAGUGAACUGGUCUUGUCACUGAGCAGCUACACAAAGAACAUCCUCUCGAAGCUGCAACGGGAGAGAUCGGGUAAAUUCAUUGAACGAGCCGCGGGAUUCGACGCGGAGGUCACUAGUAGAUCUUGCGCAGAAGUCCAGAGCAUGAAAACGCCUAGAACGGCGGAUAUAGCCAAAGACGGAGGCCAUUCAACGACCUCCGCGACGCAUGGGAAGCAGCAGCAGCCACACAGGGCCACCUCUCUUGGAGAGAAGCUGCGGGUUGUUUUGAAUACAAAAAACGACACUUGCUGCUCACCUCUGGGCUGCCUAAGUCUCUGGAACACCAGCACAGCAAUGGCCGCCCAACCGGCGGUGUGGUACUCUUUCGAGUCGCCCAGUGGCAGCGGAGAAGUUUCUUGGCACGCCCAGAAGCCACAUAGUUUGUUCAAGGCGGCGAAGAAGAUACGUAACACUUGA